CUGGGCAACAAGAUCGAAACUCCAUCUCAAAAAAAUAAUAAUAAUUCAUUUCUCUAUAGUGAAACAUAGGCAUUGAUUUCUGCUGGUGGACAGCCUGGCAGUGAUGCCAUGGACACAGGAUCAUUUGCAGAAACUUGAGGAUGUCAUUGACAUCAGUCACGCAAUUCUUGCUCUGAUGGACUUGCUAUGUGACCCCGACACAUUGCAUGUGAUACUGUAUUUGCGCCAGGCUGCGUGCGAUGUAAGGCUGACUCUGCUCUAAAGCAUUACCUGGUGCUAACAUUCGAAUAUAGUGUCCAGUGUUCUGAUCACCUGCGACAUUUUUAACAAGAUUAAUGAGUUCUCACUUUAAAGAUAAGAUACAGAGUAAAAAGGAACAAAGGUCUUGAGUCCUGCGGAAGUUCUCAUGUGUUCAUUCCUUACACCAUCAUUGGGUGCUGACUCUGCACCCUGCUCCGCCUAUGGGGAGGCAGAGAAAGCAGCUGGGGCUGGUGGGGUGUGCAGGGGCAGUGGUAACAGUACAGGGCGGGGUCUGGGAUGCUGCGCGGCUGCAGAGUGAGCCUGGUGAGCGGGAGGAAAGGGCCCAAUCCUCCAGGCUCCAGCCCCAAAGGAGAUGGUGCCCUUGAGGCCUUCUCAGCACAGCGCUUCCUCGGGGCCACCACCCCUCCAAGUGCUGGUGAUGGUUUGUCCCUGAGCCCCACACCGCUCAUCUUGAAUCGCCCACAGGACAGUUUAUUGAGCGCCUGCUCUGUGCUGGGCACUAGUGCAGGCGCCCAGAUGUAGUCAGUGAACAGGUCAUGUCUGUGAAGCAGACAGACACCAGACAUGCAGACUUUAAGACGGCAGGUCGUACUGAGUGCCAAGAGGACAGUAAGCCAGGGACGGGGACCACUGGGGACUGGUCCCAGGGCCACUGUCUGGCAUGGCACACACUCCUCCUUGCCUCGGCCUCCUGACCUGUCAUCACCACCCAGACUCUUGUCCCUCCUUCCACCCUUUCCACCCGGCCAUGGUGCCGCCCGGGAUGCAGGCCACGGCACCAGGAGCUGGGGCUCCAGUGAUCCGCCAGCCUCGGCCUCCCUUCCUGCCCCAGCAGAGCCCUGCAUCCUGUGCCCCCUGCCCUGCCUGUCCCCGCCCUCCUCCCCUCCUUGUCCCUUCUUUGUCCUGUCCUUCCUUGUCCUUAUUUCCUCUCCUUCCUUCAAACUCACAUCCCCUCUGGUGCUCACCAUGGGCUGAGCCUCUGGACUCCAUGGUCCCCUUUUUCUGUCCUUGCUCUGUCAUCUACUGUCACUCCAACCCUCCUGCCCUCAUGGAAGAUGGCAGCUCCCAAGCCGUCCCUGUGUCUGCAGUCACCGAUGACCCGCUGCUUUGUCCCCAGCUCUCUUCUUGAUUCCCACAGUCUCUGCUUCUGCAGACACCUGGCCAUGCCGGCCCUCUCCUGCCCGGUCCGGUCACCUCUUCUCUCCUCUUGUACCCUCUGACCUGGCUGCUCCCCCUGACGGAGCCACCUGCACAGGCGCUCCCAUCUCAUUCCAAACCCAUGUUCCUAGCCUCCAAAGAACUGGGGCCCUGUUCAGCAUCCCCAUCUCCCACCACUUUCCUGAGACUGCAAAUCAUCAAAAAAGAAGAACCUUUGAAUAUAGUACCGAUCUUUUCCCCUAGAAAUAAAGGUACAUUUAUUGUAGGUUUUGGUUUUGGUACAUUUUGUACAAGAAAAGAGAAUGCUUUAUUUUUGGAGGUAAGAAUUACUGAUGAGCAACCAUAAAUAGUUUUUUAAAGUAGACCUUUUAAAUCAUACUGUGUUUUACAAAAUGUUACUGAGUAUGCUAUGAGAAAUUACUAAUAAGCAUCUUUAUC
Messenger RNA from Saimiri boliviensis boliviensis (Bolivian squirrel monkey), 1857 nucleotides. RefSeq lists its product as uncharacterized. NCBI's taxonomy places the organism in Eukaryota, Metazoa, Chordata, Mammalia, Primates, Cebidae. The record is from RefSeq and is a predicted model, not a curated record.